UCGCUUCAUAUGACGUAAAGUUCAUUUUUAGAAAUGCAUUUUAUGGAUAUAGUGCAGUUUUUUAUUCCGAUGCGAAGCAAAAACAAGCACAGAAUUAACUUUCACAGUUUUUCCAUUUACUGAAAAGCCUGUAAUCCUCAUGUCAUGGACAACAAUGUCUCCAAAGCUGCUGAAAAAUGCUUCUUUAUUCAUCUCUGACGCAGCAGACUCACGCUUCCCACAAAAAGAAAAUGCAUCGGUAAGCAAAAAACUGAUGCAGUAGUCGGAAUGAGUCUCUUACGGGUUAGAGGUGAUGCAGGUCGGAGAAAGGCAAGACCUUACACUUGUAUCUGCUGUUUUAAGCUAAAGUAAAAGGUGGAUCAGGUUGCCUCUGAGUGCAUCUCUUCCUCUUGUUGUUUGGCCAGAGUUUGAUUUCACCCAUAUCAACUGGCUGCCACAAACUCUUAGAGGUCCAUACACUGCAGCACAUUAAGUGAGGACAGUUUUUUUUUCUCAGGAAAACUGUCAGAGAUGAAACAGGCCUAACUUCUAGGUAUUGUUUCCAACUCGUAUCAGUUUAGCUUAUUCAGUGACAGAAUACUCUUACUCCUUCAUCAGUUUGGCUUUUUAAAAAAAAUCUCUGAGUAAGAUUGAGAAAGCAAAGACUGCGCGCUGCAGGCAGAAGCUUUAGCCACUUUUGACUUUUUUUUUCUACCUGAGAGAGCACCACUUAGACCAUCUUUGCUACAUCUCCAACCCGUUCCUCUUUGUUCCUUUCCAGAAUGUCUUUGCCCAACUCAGAGAAUGCCUCCACCCUGGAGAAUGCCAUGCAGCUGAUGAUCCAGACCUUCCACAAAUACUCUGGAAAUGAGGGGGAUAAAUACACGCUGAGCAGGGCUGAACUCAAAGAGCUGCUCACCACGGAGCUUGGCACCUACCUGGGGAAUGCCCAGGACAAAGAGGCUGUGGAUAAGGUCAUGAAUGAUCUCGAUUCAAACAACGAUGGAGAGGUCGAUUUCACUGAGUUUGUCAUCUUGGUUGGAGCUCUAACUGUAGCCUGCAACGACUUCUUCCUGGAGUUCAAUGAUAAGGCAGAGAAGAAGUGAGCGGCUCAUAGAAAUCCACUCUUGCAAACACAAAACCCCUGCGCACCAGCGAGGAAAUGGUAACAGACAUCCUGUCAUAAAGCUGAAGUGCAAAAACACACAAAAACACACUGACCUGAGCUGUAAUAGUUACUUGUUUGUUUAUUUUGUUCUUCUUGCCUCAUUGUAACUGUAAAAGUGAAUAUUAUUUCUCAUUUCAUUUCCUGCAUUUCUUUGUCUUGAGUUACUUUUUGAUACACCUUCAAGCUAAAUGUUUCUUCCCCUGGAAAGAAUAAACAUUAAUUUAAACCGUG
This is a messenger RNA of Xiphophorus couchianus (Monterrey platyfish), 1378 nucleotides long. It is a transcript of the gene s100t, whose product is annotated as S100 calcium binding protein T. Gene Ontology annotation, molecular function: transition metal ion binding; calcium-dependent protein binding; calcium ion binding. The record is from RefSeq and is a predicted model, not a curated record. The coding region runs from base 762 to 1085 and encodes 107 amino acids. NCBI's taxonomy places the organism in Eukaryota, Metazoa, Chordata, Actinopteri, Cyprinodontiformes, Poeciliidae. The transcript has 2 exons. Gene Ontology annotation, cellular component: cytoplasm.